Molecule: messenger RNA, 1422 nt
Organism: Lodderomyces elongisporus
Lineage: Eukaryota; Fungi; Ascomycota; Pichiomycetes; Serinales; Debaryomycetaceae
Gene: MAP2
Product: methionine aminopeptidase
Exons: 1
Coding region: 1-1422 (473 amino acids)
Biological process (GO): proteolysis
Cellular component (GO): cytoplasm
Molecular function (GO): metalloaminopeptidase activity
Source: RefSeq, a predicted model, not a curated record
AUGUCAACCGAUACAUCAAUCAAAGCAGGUAUUGACAGCAUUAGGGCCAAGGCCGAUGACUUACAUCUUGCCGAAGAUUCAAGUAAUGGAACCCAAGCCAACCUCGACAAGCACCAGAUCAAAGCAACUACUGCCUUUGGACAAGACAAUGGUAACAACGCUGGUGUAGCAGGUCAUAAUGAUGAUAAGAAUAAUAAGAAUAAUAAGAAUAAGAAUGAUGAUGAUGAUGAUGAUGAAGAUGAUGAUGAUGUUGCUGCUGCUGCUGCUGUUGGAGAUGCUGGCUCUGACAAGAAGAAAAAGAAAAAGAAGAGUAGCAAUAAAAAGAAGAAGAAAAAGCUUGUUUCCAUUGACCAGUCCUAUCCCGAUGGUGUUUUCCCUGAAGGUGAAUGGCAAGAAUAUGGAUUGGACUCAAACAAAUACCGUACAACAUCUGAGGAGAUGCGAUAUCUAGACAGACAACAAAAUAAUAAGUGGGAGGACUUUCGUAAAGGUGCUGAGAUCCACCGUCGAGUUCGUGCUAAGGCAAAGUCUUCUAUUCGUCCCGGAAUGACGAUGAUUGAGAUUGCCGACCUUAUUGAAAACUCGGUUCGCGCUUAUGCUAGUGCAGACCAUACUUUGAAGGCUGGUAUUGGUUUCCCAACAGGGUUAUCUUUGAACCACGUGGCAGCUCAUUAUACUCCAAACACUGGUGAUAAGUUGACAUUGGGCAAGGACGAUUUGAUGAAAGUGGAUAUUGGAGUGCAUGUCAAUGGAAGAAUCUGUGACUCUGCAUUCACGAUGACUUUUAAUGAAGAUGGAAAAUAUGAUUCCAUCAUGCAAGCAGUUAAGGAGGCAACAAAUACCGGUGUGAAGGAAGCGGGUAUUGAUGUGAGAUUAAACGACAUUGGUGCUGCAGUCCAAGAAGUCAUGGAAUCGUACGAGAUGGAGCUUGAUGGAAAAACUUAUCCUAUCAAAUGUAUCAAGAAUCUCAACGGUCACAAUAUUGGUGAUUUUAUUAUUCAUUCAGGUAAGACUGUGCCCAUCGUAGCCAAUGGAGAUAUGACAAAGAUGGAAGAAGGAGAGACUUUUGCCAUUGAAACUUUUGGGUCUACUGGUAAUGGAUAUGUGCUUCCUGAAGGUGAGUGUUCUCACUAUGCAUUGAACUCAGGAGUUGAAUCUAUUAAGCCUCCAAGCGAUAAAGCUAAACAUUUGUUAAACACCAUUCAGUCCAAUUUUGGUACAUUACCCUGGUGUAGACGUUACUUGGAAAGGACAGGUGAAGAGAAGUAUUUGUUUGCAUUGAAUCAAUUGGUUAAAGCCGGAAUUGUAGAAGAUUACCCACCUAUUGUCGAUAAAAGAGGAAGCUAUACUGCGCAAUUUGAGCAUACAAUAUUGUUGCACCCACACAAGAAAGAAGUAGUUACUCGUGGUGAUGACUAUUAA